GUAACAGCAACAGGACGUCGUUAUCAGGAAGUAAGGUGCACAAGCCCGGGAGAAUCUCUCACCGGUUGUCGCGCUAGUCAGGCUACGACCGACCGACUUUUCCAUCUUUUGCUCGGGCUGCGCGUUCGGAGCAGUCGCAGGCCUGCCGUCCCUCCCUCCGUCCGGUGAGCCAUGAGCUGAAAGGACUUGAGCGGCGCCGGGAAACGUUGACUUUCGCACCGAUGGAGGCCAUGGAGGUGGACUCCCUCCAGCGCAGCGCAGGCGGCCCUUCCGUCGUCCUCGCUGCACCUGUCAUCGUCUCCGACUCGGGCAGCAGCACCGAAGUGGACGAGGACGAUGGCACGGGCGGCGGCGAGGGGGGAGCGCGGGCGGUGUUCUCGCCCAGACUUCCCGCCACCUGGGCUUUCAGUCAGAGGAGUACGGGCCGAGGGGGCGCCGCCGCCGCCACACAGUCGCCGCCCCCGCGGAGGCGGGUCAGACAGGGCUUCCGGGUGCACUACUCCAGCCAGACCGCCGCGUCCUCCAGAGGCUUCCCCGACUUCCUGCUGCGAGCGCCCGCCGCCGCUGCCGGGGCCGAGCCGACGUCCAGCAGCACAGAGUCCAGCGAGUCUGACGACGAAGAGCUGGGUGAGGUGGCGCCGGCCGCCGUCCAUCCAGCCCUACCCGCCCUGCCCGCUCACCCUCGCCUUGACGGCUCCGAUGAGAGCGCAGGGGCGCCGCAAGCUGCCGCCACGCCCCCUCCUGCAGACGUCCAACGAGAGGAAGAAGUAGGAGGAGGUAAUGGAUGUUCUGGUGUACAGCGUCGUCGUCUGAGUUUCCAGCCACCCGCUGCGCCGGCGUCCCAGAGCGAGGAGGGCGAGGGCGACACGUGCAGCAUCUGCUUCGAGGCGUGGACGGCAGCGGGCGACCAUCGCAUCGCCGCCCUGCGCUGCGGACAUCUUUUCGGAUUCACCUGCAUCCAGAGAUGGCUGACCUCUCAGCGCUCUGCUGCCAAAUGUCCGCAGUGCAACAAGAAGGCGAAGCGCUCAGACAUCUUGCUGCUGUACGCCCCCAAGCUGAGAGUCAUGGACAACAGCGAGCACGAGAGCCUCAAGAGGUCUCUGGAGGAGGAGCAGUCUCUGAGGAGGAAGGCCGAGCUGGAAUCGGCUCAGUACAAACUCAAACUUCAGGUGAUCACCAACAAGUUUGGUCAAGCUCAACAGGAACUGCAGGAGAUGAAAGCUAAGAUGGUUCAAGCUGGCGGGAGCUCAGCUGCCGCCUCCCCGCCUCGGUGUUUUCCCAGGUCCCACUUGGUGGCGCCGUACAGCUUCUAUGAUGCGGUGAUUGUGUCGGCCAACGGAGGCUGCCGGGUUUUGGCCCACUGUGAAUCGCUCAACUGUCUGCUGGCCUCGCAGCCUUCAGCUCACACCGCACUCCUGCCUGGCUACGGUGUGAAGAAGGUGAGCCUGGCCCACAUCAGGUCCAGUCAGUACGUUCCCAUCCACGGGGCUCAGAUCCGAGGUUUGUGCUUCAACCGGCAGAACGACGGACUGCUGCUGUCCGCCUCUCUGGACAGCACGCUCAAACUCACAAGCCUCCUGGCCAACACUGUGGUCCAGACGUACAACGCGGGCAAGCCGGUGUGGAGCUGCUGCUGGUGUGUGGACGACCCCAACUACGUCUACGCGGGGCUCAGCAACGGCUCCGUUCUGCUCUACGACGUCAGAGACACCAGUGCCCACGUGCAGGAGCUCCAGCCGCUGCGCUCCAGGGCACCGGUGGCUUCGCUGUGCUACAUCCCUCGCGCGGCGUCCAGUUCGUUCCCGUGCGGCGGACUGAUCGCCGGCACGCUGGAGGGCGGCUACUUCUGGGAGCACGUCAGCGAGAGCACGUACAAGCCGCACGUCUUGCCGCUGGAGGCGGGAAGCUGCACCGACAUCCAGGUGGAGACUGAGAGCCGACACUGCCUGGUCACGUACCGAGCCGGCCGCGGUCACCCGACGGUGCGCUGCGUCCUGAUGGCGCUGACGCGGACGCCGCAGCAGGAUGCCGGCGAGCCGCCCGGCUGCUCCUGCUCGCCCGUCCAGACCUUCAGCGCCGGCUCGUCCUGCAAACUCCUCACCAAAAACGCCAUUUUUGCCGGCCCGCACGGAGGCGGAGCUCUGGUGUGCGCCGGAGACGAGGCGUCGCAAUCGACCAUGGUGUGGGAGGCGUCCAGCGGCGCUCUCCUGCAGAAGCUUCCGGCCGACCUGCCCGUGCUGGACAUCUCUCCGUUCACGGUGAAUGGCGAGCACUUCCUGGCCUCGCUGACAGAGAAGAUGCUGAAGCUCUACAAGUGGAAGUGAACGAGCGCAAAGACUCAGACGAAGCGCUAAAAGCAAAAGUGGACGCGAGGCGGCGCCAGGUAGACUCUGAUCAUCAUGUUCGCCGUUCAGAAGCCGUUCGUUCUCCCCCACUUUUUAUGGACGGUACUGCACAUCUGGAUAUUAAAUCCUCGAAUUUUUUAAUGGGAGGAAAGAAGGUUUCAGGGUCUUUCAACAGACUCCUCAUGUCCGAGCGGCCUUGAACUCAGCACCAGCCUAAAGUGGUCAUCAGUGGUUUGUACAGCAAGCCACCCUUACGAAACUUUUCCUGUCUUCAAAUGUUGUCUAUGUGCACGAUGUCUGUACCAUGACGUACGAUUGUUUUAUACGUGUCAUUUCAUUGUUUCUCGAGCAAGUGAAUAAAAAAAAAAAUAAUUAAAAAAAAAGAUAUUUUCAGUCUGA
Phyllopteryx taeniolatus (common seadragon) is the source of this 2744-nucleotide messenger RNA. It is a transcript of the gene rfwd3, whose product is annotated as ring finger and WD repeat domain 3. Gene Ontology annotation, molecular function: ubiquitin protein ligase activity; protein binding. Gene Ontology annotation, cellular component: nucleus; site of double-strand break. The coding region runs from base 222 to 2324 and encodes 700 amino acids. The transcript is spliced from 13 exons. NCBI's taxonomy places the organism in Eukaryota, Metazoa, Chordata, Actinopteri, Syngnathiformes, Syngnathidae. The record is from RefSeq and is a predicted model, not a curated record. Gene Ontology annotation, biological process: double-strand break repair via homologous recombination; protein ubiquitination; interstrand cross-link repair.